Messenger RNA from Lytechinus variegatus (green sea urchin), 1179 nucleotides. Its product is annotated as fatty acid-binding protein, liver-like. Gene Ontology annotation, molecular function: fatty acid binding. The record is from RefSeq and is a predicted model, not a curated record. The transcript has 3 exons. Bases 130 to 522 code for a protein of 130 amino acids. NCBI's taxonomy places the organism in Eukaryota, Metazoa, Echinodermata, Echinoidea, Temnopleuroida, Toxopneustidae. Gene Ontology annotation, cellular component: cytosol; nucleus. Gene Ontology annotation, biological process: fatty acid transport.
GUGAUGUUUUAGAGGACGAUCUUCACCCUUCUUCUCCAGCUGAGCUCCGGGAUCCAAAGGCAGCGUGACAGACCUCACUCAUCAUUAUAUUCUACUUCUUAGUUGUGUUCUAAGAACAACAUUAUCAAGAUGGCUGACUUCUCAGGCAAGUGGGUGUUUGACCAUGCGGAGAACAUGGAGACCCUCGCGGACAAACUGAAGAUUGACCCUGCUAAGAUCCCCAAAGAUCGUAGCACAACUGUGGAGAUCACCCAGAAUGGAGACAACUUUCACAUCGUUUCAGUUGGGGGCGGGAGGACACGUGAUAUGAACUUCACGAUUGGCAAGUCGUUUGUCGAUCCAGACAUACUGGAACUGCGUGGCAAGGAGAUUCAAGUAACACCUAGCUGGAACGGGAGCAAACUGGUUCUAACUGGUCCCAAGGGAACCAACAGCGCUGCCAGGGAGAUGGUCGGCAGUCAGAUGGUUGUCACCUUUAACUGGGAGGGGGUCGUGGGCAAACGGUUCUUUAAUAGGGCUUAAGAUUCAGGCUGCAAUCGACUUGCCCUCUCUACAUACAAAUUAAGCCUUGCCAGUAAUUAAAGUGAUUCAAUUUUUGACUUUCGUAAAAUCGAACGAUAUAUUGCAAAUUCAUAGUGGGUAAGCCGAAUCGCAAAACUAUCAGCAUAACAUUGAUCUGGUCUAUUAUGACUAAAGAAAACACGAGUUUAGUAUCCUAAGCUAUUUAGCUAGUCUGAAGGGGAAAUAAAUUGGUAUAUCUCAUUGUCCACUUUUAUUUAGUGUGUAUAUGAUUGUAUCUUGCUGUAUAAAUCGUUUGAUUGAUUUCUCUCUAAAUUUGCAAAGAUAAUACACACUAUAUUAUCUCAACUGUUCAUGACUCAUUGUUGUUCCCAUGUAAAAAUGGGGAUUGGUAUAACUCAAAUCGUAAUCACUUUAUCAAAACAAAAUUGGGUAAUGUUCGCCAUGAAGUAAAACAACAAUCAACUCUAAAUGAAAAUGUAACCGGAUGUGACAUAAUAUCUUCCUUGCAGGGGUAACAUAAUUUUACUAAAGUGCAAAGAUCUGCAAUUACAGCUAUCGAAUUAAUAGUGUUAAUGAAUUUGUCUGAUUAUGACCCUCGUUGCUACCAGGGUUGCCAUGACUGAUAUAACGUUAUAUUAAACGAAGCUUUGAUAUGAA